UUCUUCUCGUCUUCCUGCUAUCUGCUUCAAUCUUUCCUCGUUAUACGUCUCAUUUCUCUUCACACACACCAUCUCUGUGCCUCUCUCUCUCACUUUCUCCCUAUAUAUAAAAAAAAAAAUCCCAAUGGUUUUGGAUCAUCAAAACCUCUGAAAAAGUCUCUUCCUUUUUUUUUUUUUUUUUUUUGCCUUGCCUCUGACUGACCCUUUGAUUCUGUCGGGUCAAUCAUGGGCGGUUGCUUAACCACGGCCAAGGUCACCGGGUCAAACAGCAACACCACACCCGUCCCCGCCGUCGUCAACCACAACCGGAAACAGCCCACCAGGCCGCAGACCACGACCGCCGGAAACCAACAGGCCCAGCACCAGAGGACCAAUGAGGCGACCAAGAAGCACAAGAGCAAGCACAGCUCACGGAAGACGACGGGGGUGAUCCCCUGCGGCAAGCGCACGGAUUUCGGUUACGAUAAGAAUUUCGAUCGGCGGUACGCGAUCGGCAAGUUGUUGGGUCACGGUCAAUUUGGGUACACGUAUGUGGCCACGGACAGGGCUAAUGGGGAUCGAGUUGCGGUUAAGAGGAUUGAUAAGAAUAAGAUGGUUCUACCUAUAGCCGUUGAGGAUGUUAAGCGAGAGGUCAAGAUAUUACAAGCGCUUGCAGGCCAUGAGAAUGUGGUUCGGUUCUAUAAUGCAUUUGAAGAUGAUUCUUAUGUGUAUAUAGUGAUGGAAUUAUGUGAAGGGGGCGAGUUGCUGGAUCGGAUUUUGGAGAAGAAGGACAGCCGUUAUACUGAAAAAGAUGCAGCAGUAGUUGUAAGGCAGAUGCUCAAGGUUGCAGCUGAGUGUCAUUUGCAUGGUCUGGUGCACCGUGACAUGAAACCUGAGAAUUUUCUUUUUAAGUCAAAAGCAUUGGACUCACCCUUGAAGGCGACAGACUUUGGUUUAUCAGACUUUAUUAAACCAGGGAAGAAGUUUCAAGAUAUUGUUGGCAGUGCUUACUAUGUUGCUCCUGAAGUGUUGAAGCGCAAGUCAGGACCUGAGUCAGAUGUUUGGAGCAUUGGUGUGAUUACCUACAUUUUGCUUUGUGGGCGACGCCCAUUUUGGGAUAAGACCGAAGAUGGUAUAUUUAAGGAGGUCCUAAGGAACAAGCCUGAUUUUCGUCGCAAACCAUGGCCAACCAUUAGCAACAGUGGAAAAGAUUUUGUUAAGAAGUUAUUGGUGAAGGACCCUCGGGCAAGGCUAACUGCUGCUCAGGCUUUAUCACACCCAUGGGUUAGAGAAGGAGGAGAUGCAUCAGACAUUCCUAUUGAUAUAUCCGUCUUAAAUAACAUGCGGCAGUUCGUGAGAUACAGUCGUUUGAAACAGUUUGCUCUGAGGGCAUUAGCUAGCACACUUAAUGCGGAGGAGCUGGCUGAUCUCAAAGAUCAAUUUGAUGCAAUUGAUGUGGAUAAGAAUGGUUCUAUUAGUCUUGAAGAAAUGAGACAGGCACUUGCUAAAGAUAUCCCUUGGAAAUUGAAAGAUUCACGUGUUGUUGAGAUUCUAGAAGCGAUUGACAGCAACACAGAUGGGCUUGUGGAUUUCACCGAGUUUGUCGCAGCAACUCUGCAUGUGCACCAAUUGGAGGAACAUGAUUCUGAGAAGUGGCAGCAGCUGUCGCGUACAGCUUUUGAGAAAUUCGACAUAGACAGAGAUGGGUAUAUAACUCCAGACGAACUUAGAAUGCACACGGGCCUGAAAGGUUCUAUUGAUCCACUUCUUGACGAGGCUGAUAUUGACAAAGAUGGGAAGAUUAGCCUAUCAGAAUUCCGUAGGCUCUUAAGAACUGCAAGCAUGAGUUCACGAAACGUUACUAGCCCAAUUGGUCAACGGAAUUCUAGGCAGGCGUAGAUUGAAAGCAAUUGUUUUGAAGAUUGGAUAUAAGAGAGUGUGAGGAAGAUGUUCCGGUUUUCCAAUUAUAACCAUCCUGAACCACUUUUGAACUCCAGAAUUCAGCAUAGAAUCGUUAAAGCAUCAUGCGAUGUUAAAGUUGGUAUGGAUCUGAAAAAAAAGUAACUCCAGAUAUGAUGGUUCAAAGUGUACAUUCUUCUGCAAGUGUUGUGGAUUACUUGGUGGUGCAUUACAAGUGAUGAUGUGUGACAUAAAUAAAGUUAUAAUGAAAAUAUGGAAAGAUUAUAAUCA
Molecule: messenger RNA, 2169 nt
Organism: Rosa rugosa (rugosa rose)
Lineage: Eukaryota; Viridiplantae; Streptophyta; Magnoliopsida; Rosales; Rosaceae
Product: calcium-dependent protein kinase 28-like
Exons: 12
Coding region: 226-1878 (550 amino acids)
Biological process (GO): protein autophosphorylation; peptidyl-serine phosphorylation; intracellular signal transduction
Cellular component (GO): cytoplasm; nucleus
Molecular function (GO): calmodulin binding; calcium ion binding; ATP binding
Source: RefSeq, a predicted model, not a curated record